AUGGCAGAUCAGGGAUAUCCCAAGGGUGGGAGAUGGCGGAUCAAAUCAGGGCCUGGGCGCCGCUUCGAGCUGGAGGGAAAAGGCACAAGAUGGCGGCGGGGUGGUGAAGAGGUGGCAGCAAGGGGCCUUUGCUGGGCACUUGUAGUUUGUGACAUCACCAGAGUGACAACAUCAUGGACCAGAAUCCUCCUUAACCUCACCUCUCAUACGUGGUUUUGGAAUCUCAUUCAGAAUGAUUUCAAGACUGGGAAUAUUGAUUUAGAGGGUUGCAUGAGGCUGCUUGAAAAAAUGCAAAUACCUUUUGAUGAAGAACACGUAAAGCAUGUUUUCAAGAGAACUGUUGACAAACACCAAGGACAGAUAAUUAACAUGGAUGACUUCAGAGCAAUUUAUCGAGCGCUUGUACACAGACCUGAAUAUGAAGAACUGUUCAAGGCUUACUCGUCGGAUGGCAAAACUAUACCUGAUGCCCAGCUCAUUAAAUUUCUCAUAAAAGAACAAUUUCAGACUGACGCUGGUGAAACAAAUGCAUUAGAAAUUAUUAUGAAGUAUGAACCCAUUGAUGACGUGAGGAAGAGAAGGCAUCUGUCGUUUGAAGGAUUUAUAAGGUAUAUGAACUCAGACGAAUGUUCAGUAUUUAAAAGCGAACACAGGACCAUCUACCAAGAUAUGAACCAGCCAUUAUGUGAUUAUUAUAUUUCAUCUUCUCACAACACCUACUUGAUAUCUGAUCAACUAAUGGGACCCAGUCAUUUAUGGGGAUACACCAGUGCUCUUUUAAAAGGAUGUCGUUGCCUGGAAAUCGACUGCUGGGAUGGCAACAACAAUGAACCUAUUGUGUAUCAUGGUCACACUUUAACAACCAAAAUUCCAUUUCGUUCUGUAAUUCAUGUGAUUGACAAGUAUGCAUUUAUGUCAUCUGCCUAUCCAGUUGUACUGUCUUUAGAGAACCACUGCAGCCCUAAACAACAGGAAGUAAUGGCAGAAUGUAUGAAAAACAUUCUAGGUGAAAAACUUCUUUCUUCACCAAUUGGUGGUGAAGUAGACAUGACUCAACUGCCUUCUCCUGAGKCUUUAAAAUUUAAAGUUCUGAUAAAAAAUAAAAAAGCUGGAACACAUGAGGAAGCCAUGCUCAGGUUGGAGAAUGAAUAUCGUGGUGAGACAGAGGACGUGUCUGACUCAGAYGCUAUGUCUGAGGACGAAGACACAGAUGACACGUUGCCUCUUCAGCGAUCGAGGAGUCCCACUAAAAGAAGAGGAGAACGUAGAUCUACACCCCCACCUCAAAAAAAGGCAAAGGUGAAGAAGGGAAAGAUUGCCAUUGCAUUGUCGGAUCUUGUGGUUUAUACUAAAUCUCAGAAGUUUGUGAGCUUUGACCAUUCCAUGGAGAAUCAGAAGUGCUAUGAAAAUAAUUCGAUUGGAGAAUCYCUAGCACGAAAACUUCUACGAUCUUCACCUAGAGAGUUUAUUGCACAUACUACAAGGUUUAUUACAAGAAUUUACCCCAAGGGAACAAGAAUGAGCUCUUCCAAUUAUAAUCCUCAAGAGUUCUGGAAUGUGGGAUGUCAAAUGGUGGCCUUAAACUUCCAAACACCGGGAACACAAAUGGAAUUGCAAGAUGGAAAAUUCCUGGACAACGGUGGUUGUGGCUAUGUGCUGAAACCCGAAUUCUUGAGGGAUCGCAAUACAACCUUUACACCCCACAAUGUGGGAGGAUACAGCAAACCGAUGUCUCUGUCAAUAAGGCUGAUCAGUGGCCAUCAGUUACCACCCAGCAGCCUGUCGAGGACCAACAAAGCUGACCCUAUGGUGCAGAUAGAAAUAUAUGGUGUGCCAGAGGAUCAAGCAAGAAAGAAAUCUAGUGUUGUAAAAAGCAAUGCUUUGUGCCCUAAGUGGAAUGAAACUUUCUCUUUUCACAUCCAAGUUCCAGAACUGGCAAUGAUACGCUUCUGUGUGGAGGAUGAGGUCUCUCUGGUUAACAAUGAAUUCCUGGGCCAGUACACCUUACCUGUGAUGAGCUUGAAUACAGGUUACCGYCACAUUCCACUGUUGUCCAAAGAAGGCAUCAAGCUGGAAUGUGCAUCACUUUUUGCACAUAUCUGGUACUAUUAAUGAUGUCCUGCAGAAGAAAUUGUUCUGGGGGAUUGUCCCCCACUACAAUAAAGCAGCCUCACUGUUUUUGCAACAGCCCAAUGGCCUGAUUCCCAGAGUGGCACAUUCUCAAUGAUUUUAUGAAGCCAGAGGAACUUUGGUGUUAGGGGUAUUCUGAAUAAGGGCUACUGACCUCAGCCCUACUGCUAUUUUUCUACAGGAGAAGACUGGGUUUGAGAACGCCUAAGGAAGCUGAAA
This is a messenger RNA of Malurus melanocephalus (red-backed fairy wren), 2349 nucleotides long. It is a transcript of the gene PLCZ1, whose product is annotated as phospholipase C zeta 1. The transcript has 13 exons. Gene Ontology annotation, biological process: positive regulation of cytosolic calcium ion concentration involved in egg activation; intracellular signal transduction; lipid metabolic process. NCBI's taxonomy places the organism in Eukaryota, Metazoa, Chordata, Aves, Passeriformes, Maluridae. The record is from RefSeq and is a predicted model, not a curated record. Gene Ontology annotation, cellular component: nucleus. The coding region runs from base 1 to 2112 and encodes 703 amino acids. Gene Ontology annotation, molecular function: phosphatidylinositol-4,5-bisphosphate phospholipase C activity.